Messenger RNA from Lytechinus variegatus (green sea urchin), 2652 nucleotides. RefSeq names its product arylsulfatase B-like. The record is from RefSeq and is a predicted model, not a curated record. NCBI's taxonomy places the organism in Eukaryota, Metazoa, Echinodermata, Echinoidea, Temnopleuroida, Toxopneustidae. The coding region runs from base 138 to 1730 and encodes 530 amino acids. The transcript has 9 exons.
GAAAAGAAGAUCACAUGAUCGAUCAACUUUUAAUUUGCCUGGUUUGUCCUGCUGUAAUUUUGCUUAUUAACACUUGUCCACCGCUAUGCAUGUUAAAUAAUUGCUGUACUUGAUCGAGGCACGGUAAAUGAAAUAAAAUGCCUAAGGUUAACCAAUGGCAUAUGCUGGUGGAGGCUCUUUUCAUUGCUGUUCUGAUAUCCACUAGCUUGAUUAAAGGUGCGGCAGGCAAGCCCCCUCAUAUUGUUUUCAUCGUGGCUGAUGACUAUGGAUGGUUUGACAUCGGAUAUCACAAUUCUACAAUCAAGACACCUAUCUUGGACCAACUGGCCAGCCAAGGGGUCAAGCUGGAAAACUACUAUGUUCAGCCCAUCUGUUCACCGAGCAGGAGCCAGCUGAUGACUGGUAGAUACCAGAUCCAUACGGGUCUUCAACAUUUUGUCAUCAUCGCUCCUCAACCCAACAGCCUACCCCUCAAUGAGACGACACUACCCCAGAAGCUUAAGGAGAGUGGCUAUGCCACGCACCUGGUGGGAAAGUGGCAUCUCGGCUUCUACAAGAAUGAAUGCAUGCCUCUCCAACGUGGCUUUGAUUCUUCAUUUGGUUACCUAAGUGGCAUGCAAGACUACUGGACCCACUUCCGCUCCGGGCCAUUCCCUUGGUUUGAAGCAGGAGACCACUGGCUUGGUAUUGACUAUUGGGACAACAACCGAGUGGCGUGGGAGUACACUGGGAUCUACUCGCAGUUUGUUUUCACUGAAAGAGCUCAAAGAGUGAUCCAGCAGCAUAACCCAAAUCAGCCUCUUUUCCUGUACCUACCGCUUCAGUCUGUCCAUGGGCCCCUGCAGGUCCCUGAUAAGUACAAGAAACCCUACGCUCAUUUCAACAAUGCAAACAGGGAGACAUAUGCAGGGAUGGUAGCCACGAUGGAUGAAGCCGUUGGGAAGAUCGUGGACUCCUUGAAAGAGACUGGACUUUGGGAAGAUACUGUUCUUGUGUUUACCACAGAUAACGGCGGAGACCCGGGCGUGGCCGGUAUCAACUGGCCCCUGAGGGGAACUAAGAACAGUCUCUGGGAGGGUGGUGUCCAUGGCACUGGGUUCAUUACAGGACCGAUGAUACCUGCAAGAAUGCAAGGCACUGUCAACAAAGACUUAAUGCACAUCAGUGACUGGUUCCCAACGCUUAUAGAGGGUGUCGCCGGGGGGAGCACAGCCGGCCUGGCUCUUGACAGCUAUAACAUGUGGGACUCUAUCACGAAGGGAGGACCUUCCCCGAGGAAAGAACUCCUUCACAACAUUGAUCCCUUGAUCCGGGCUGACCAUGCAAUGGGCUACGGCACUGAUGAAGAAACCAGCCUGAUAUAUCCACUGUCUGGCGUCUACCCCAAGAUGGCAGCAAACUUCUCAACAACUAUGAGAGCGGCCAUCAGAAUGGGGGAUUGGAAGCUCCUUACUGGCUUACCAGGAAGAAACGGCUGGUUUCCACCCCCGGAGUGGAAUAUUAAAGCCUAUACCCCAGUGGACCCUCCUCAUAAAUUGACAUGGCUUUUCAACAUAGCUGCUGACCCUAACGAGAAGAACGACCUGUCAGAUCAACAUCCCGAGGUCGUUGCAGAGCUUGUUUGUCGUUUAGAAGCGUAUUACCAGACAUCAGUACCUGUCAGGUUUCCUGAUCAGACUGUUAAAGCCAACCCAGCAUCACACCAUGGUGUCUGGGGGCCAUGGGAAUAACUGGAUCCAAUAAGUGCUUGUAAUGUGCUCUACUAACAGGGGAUGCAGAACGGUGGGGCGUGGUUGCGGGGGGCUUCAGCCCUCCCCCAAAAAAAGAAAAAAAUAUAUAAAUUUUGAUGAAUGUGUAUAAAAACGUUAAAAUGUUCAAAAUGAACAUUUGAUUGUGAUUUUUACAUGGUCAACCCCCCCCCCCCUUUAAAAAUGUUCUGCGGCCCCCACUAACAUGAGGGCCUGUUUAAUAUUGCUUAAGAUUAUGGUAACUUAUGAUUGUAUCCACCACCUUCAAAUCCUUGAUUGUGAUUGGCUGCUCUGGCAUGUUUCCAUGGUAAUACCAUAAUCGCAAAGUAACCGUUAGUCCUCUAUGAAACAGGUCCAAGUACUUGAUUAAUUGGGAGGGAGAUUGACAUCAACCUGCAAGUUGAUUUAAUCGAUUCUCUUUAACACAUUGGCAAUUAAUAAGUCUUUCAUUAUCAAUUUUUGUACAUUAUAUUGUAUUGUAAUCUCAAAGCACAAAUUAUGUCAUUAUAUCAUUAAGGUGAACAGGGUUUUCUGUGUUAGAAUAGGAAAAUAUUAUAUACAAGUAUGUUGAUGUCUUACAAGUAAGAAGUCAGAGAACUGAAAUAAUACAUAUGGAUGGUUUGAGGGAGUGUUUAAAAACCCAAAGGUGUGAGAGUUCAGAUUUAAAGGCCGAUUUCAGCAUUUUUGUUUUAUUUUCAGAUCGUUGUUAGUUUCCUCUGUAAAGAAAGUAGAAGAGCUUUUCCAAAUUCAGCUGCUUUUUCAAACCCUGUAUUUGUUGUCACAGCCCUGCAAAUUGUAGGGCUGUUUUUUUAUUUGAAAUAAAACCGUAAAAUUUCUUUCCUCCUGGAAGAAAUUGCUAUUUUAUAUAGAAAAAAAUAUUACUAAACAUUGUGAACAGAUAGUG